UUGAUGAAUCCUGAAACAUGUAAUCGUGUCGAUGCUUAUGCCUUGACUAAUUCGUUUUUCUCCUGAAUGAUUUAUUCGAGGGAUAUUUAAGGAGCGAAUAUGAAUCCUUCCAGAAGAAGCGAAAGCGAUUGGCAAGGUUUGGUGAAUGAGUUCCUGGUGUGCAAGAGAAAGCUGGAGAGUAAGAAAGAGGCACUGCUGAUCUUAUCUAAAGAGCUGGACACCUGCCAGCAGGAACGAGAUCAGUUCAAGUUGAUGGCAAACCAGCUCCGUGAGCGCCACCAAGGGCUGAAGAAAAAGUACAGAGAGCUCAUAGACGGUGACCCCUCUCUGCCUCCUGAAAAAAGAAAACAAGUCAAUCUGGCCCAGUUACAUAGAGACUCCCGAGAACAGAACAAAGAGCUGAGUGAACAGUUGAAGGAACUGAACCAACGUUUAACAGAGGUGCAGGGUGAUAACAAGCUGCUGAGGAUGACCAUCGCAAAGCAGCGUCUGGGGGAUGAGGAGGUGGGGGCUCGUCACUUUCCUGCCCACGAGAGAGAAGAUCUUGUUCAGCAGUUAGAGAGAGCUCGAGAACAGAAUGAAGCACUGGAACAAAGCUUGAAGUCUGCCACAGAUGAACUUCAGGAUGUUAGAGCAGAGCGUAAUGUGUAUCAGGAGAAAUCCCAUAGACAAAAUCUAGAAAUUAACCACAUCCUGGGUAGCAACGAGAACUGCAUCCUUGAUAUAGAUGCGCUAUGUAUGGAGAACAGAUAUCUGCAUGAGCGGCUUAUGCAGCUUCAGGAGGAGGUCAGUCUCCACAAAUCAAAUGUCAUGAAGUACAAGAGUGCUUUAGAAAGCAAGAAGAACUGCAAAGUCUAUGGCAAAAAUAACAGCAGUGCUUUAACCGGUGUCCUGUCUGCCAAACAAGUGCAAGAGCUGUUGCUGUCUGAGGAGAAUGGCUGCAGUCUCCCAGUCACUCCUCAGUCCAUUAGUGACCUGAAGUCUCUGGCCACGGCUCUGCUGGAGACCAUUCACGAGAAGAACAUGAUCAUUCAGCAUCAACGCCAAACCAACAAGAUCCUGGGAAACCGGGUUGCAGAACUUGAGAAGAAGUUGAAAACAUUGGAAGUGUCUGGGUUGUGGAGUCUGCCAGGCAUCACCUACAACGUGUCUCUUGGACUAGGGAGAAGGAAAGCUGUUAUUGUCCUCAGUGACUCUCAGCAUGUUCAGCCCACCACAGAACAGUCAGUACAUCUAACACCUAAGUCAGUGGCUUCAGUAGGAGAUGAAGAGAUACUGACUGGAGAAGAGGUCACAGAGGACACUGGACUCGGUGUAGUCAUCGGUCAAAACGAUUGUCAAGCUAUAGCAGUUGAGGUGAACCAAACGGGUGGGUAUUUUAACACCCCCUAUUCAGGCUCUCAAAUUCCACAAUCCAGUGAAUCAGUAGAAAGUAUCCUGCCUGUGGUGAUCGCAGAGUGUAAAUCCCUUGCUUGUUGUGACUCUAUGAAGCCCAUGUGUCUCGCUGAGAGUGGAUCAGAAAAAUGUGAGAUUGAAGCAUGGCAACACAAUGAUUUGGAAAGCCCUUUACAUCAAUCUAUGAACAGGGAAGUGUCUUUCGAAAAUUCAGAACAAAAAGCUGAGAAUGAUGUUCCUGUUGUUUACUUUGAGGAGGACAGUCUACCUUUGGCUUCAGAGAAUUGUGUCAGUUUUGACUCUUUUUCUGCAUCUGAGCCUUGUACAUCAGAACAGCAAACAGAAAAAUCAGUUGAUAAAGAAACUGAGCAUGCUUCCCUAAACACAAGUCCUCCUUCUCAAAAGCCAUCACACCAGGAAUGAACGUCACUCAAGAAUGUGUAAUGACAACUUCCAUUUUUUAAAAUGUUUUUCAAACCCCACAACUUGUUGAAUAGUUCACCCAAAAAUGAAAUUUCUCUCAUCAUUUACUCACCCUCAUGCCAUCACAGAUGUGUGACUUACUUUCUUCUGCUGAACACAAAAAUCUGUUUUGUAGGUAUAUCCAAUGCAAGUAAAUGGUGACCAGAACUUUGAAGCUCAAAAAAGAACAUAAAGGUAGCAUAAUAGUAAUCCAUAAGAUUACAUUACAUCAGAAGCGAUAUGAUAGGUGUGGGUGAGAAACAGAACAAUAUUGAAGUCUUUUUGUACUAUAAAGCCACUUUCAAACAUCCCUCCAGUGCAUGUUCACAAGAGUUCUUUUUUGUGCAAAUAUAUUUAGUCUUUUCCUUUACUUUGGUCCUCCCUUUUUUCUUUCUCCUCCCUGCCCAGUAGGUGGAGAUGUGCAUAAAGAAUGCAAAGAGUUUCAAAGUUCUAGUCAGAAAUAUUCUUCUAAAAAAAUCUUUAUUUUUCUGUUCAGUAGAAGAAAGUCACAAAUCUAGAAUGACAUAAUGGUGAGUAAAUGAUGAGAGCAUUUUCAUUUUUGGGUGAACUAUUCCUUUGAAAUAUAAAAGUACACAAUGGAAAUGACUGUGGCAAGAGAACUAAUGAAGAAUCCCCAAAUGUUCAAAUGAAACAAAGAAAAACAAUGACAUGGAAUAUAAACCACAAGGUAGCUGUUAAAAUGAGCAAUGUUGUUAAAAAAUCACUUUCUGGGGUUGUCUGAUCUCAGAUUAUCAAGAAUGUCAGGUGACAUGUUAGAUGUGCAGUUGCCAUUAGCAGCUAUGAUGAUACUAGUACCAGCUAAACUAAAAAACUAAGUGUUUUUUUUCCCCAUUGUGAAAUAGUUUCAAACACAUUUGUGUCUUGGCUGUUUUAAAUGUAUUUAUAAUUACAUCAGAGAUGUAUUUUUGUGGGUAAAACUAAACAAAAACGUAGUUUUGAAUUGUGAUGCUAAUCUCUCAACCUUCUUGUGGUAUCUCACUCAUGAGUAAAAUGCAACACACAACUCUUGUUUCAUGUUUCAUUAAUUUUUUAUUUAUUUAUUUCUUUUUUAUUUCAUUUAAGUCAUACUCUGUAGAUCACUUUACAAUUAUCAAAAUUGAAGGAUGUGUCCUUCAUUUGUACAGUUAAUAACUUAAUUGAUUAACAAAAGCACUGAGUUGCAGUACAUUAUACAGUAUGUGUGUAUGUGUGUAUAUACAUAUAUUCAAACAAUAACGUAUAGGUUUUGGAAGGAAAUUGGUACUUUAAUUCACCAAAGUGGCAUCAACUGAACACAUAGUAUAGUCAGGACAUUACUGAUGUAUAAAAACAGCACCAUCACUAUUUAAAAAAAGUCAUUUUUGAUCAAAUCUAGACAGGCCCCAAUUCCAGCAGCCAUCACUCCAACACCUUAUCCUUGAGUAAUCAUGCUAAAUUGCUAAUUUGGUAAUAGAAAAUCACUUGCCAUUAUAACAAACACAGUUGAAAGCUAAUUAGUUUGUUAAAUGAAGCUGAACAUUGUCUUGGUGUUUGUUUUUGAGUCACCGCAGUAUGCAAUAGACUGGCAUGUCUUGGCAUGGCAUGAUUAAUGUCAAUAUUAGGGCAAAAAUGGGAAAAAAGAAACAGCUUUCUCUAGAAACUCAUCAGUCAAUCAUUGUUUUGAGGAAUGAAGGCUAUACGAUGCUUGAAAUUGCCAAAAAACUGAAGAUUUCAUACAAAGUUGUACACUACAAUCUUCAAAGACGAAGGACAACUGGCUCUAACAAGGACAGAAAGAGAUGUGGAAGGCCAGAUGUACAACUAAAUAAGAGGAUAAGUACAUCAGCGUGACUAGUUUGAGAAAUAGACACCUCACAUGUCCUCAGCUGAUAGCUUCAUUGAAUUCUACCCGCUCAACACCAGUUUCAUGUACAACAAUAAAGAGAAGACUCAGGGGUGCAGGCCUAAUGGGAAGAAUUGCAAAGAAAAAGCCACUUUUGAAAAGUAGGCAAAGAAACAGACAUUUGACAACAGAUAAUUGGAAAAGAGUGUUAUGGAUCUUAACCCCAUUGAGCUUUUGUGGGAUCAGCUAGACUGUAAGGUGCGUGAAAAGUGCAACAAGACAGCCGCAUCUAUGGCAUGUGCUACAAGAAGUGUGGGGUGAAAUGUCACCCGAGUAUCUGGAGAAGCUGACAGCUGGAAUGCCAAGGAUCUGCAAAGCUGUUUUUAAGUCUUAUUGUUCUUAAUGUCUUUACUGACUGCAAAAAGCUCCCCAUUGCACUGUUUCCAUUAUGAAAAUUAUACACUAAUAAUAUAAAGGUACACUCUUUUUCAAGUUAUUUUUGUAGGUGAACAACUACUAGAGACAGCAGGGACUUGAUUUACAACAUUUAAUUAUUUAACCUUUUUGCAUGGAGCAAAACAAAUAAUUGUGUCCCACUCUGUCCAAUCAAACCUUUUGAGUGCAAAGACACCCCAAUCAAUACAGAGGAGCACUAUGCCCUUACAAAGCAAUGAAACAUUAUUCCAUUUAAAAUGUCAAAAACAACAAUACCAAAUUACUCUAGCUUUUGAAAAUUAAUGCAGCAGAGAAAGAUCACUGUAUUGAAUGUAUA
Xyrauchen texanus (razorback sucker) is the source of this 4451-nucleotide messenger RNA. Its product is annotated as coiled-coil domain-containing protein 149-B-like. The transcript has 13 exons. NCBI's taxonomy places the organism in Eukaryota, Metazoa, Chordata, Actinopteri, Cypriniformes, Catostomidae. Bases 100 to 1818 code for a protein of 572 amino acids. The record is from RefSeq and is a predicted model, not a curated record.